Messenger RNA from Cebus imitator (Panamanian white-faced capuchin), 787 nucleotides. It is a transcript of the gene RAB42, whose product is annotated as RAB42, member RAS oncogene family. Bases 12 to 668 code for a protein of 218 amino acids. The transcript is spliced from 2 exons. Lineage: Eukaryota; Metazoa; Chordata; Mammalia; Primates; Cebidae. Gene Ontology annotation, cellular component: Golgi membrane. Gene Ontology annotation, molecular function: GTPase activity; GTP binding. The record is from RefSeq and is a predicted model, not a curated record.
GGAACGUGGCCAUGGAGACCGAGGGCUGCCGCUACCAGUUUCGGGUCGCGCUGCUGGGGGACGCGGCGGUGGGCAAGACGUCGCUGCUGCGGAGCUACGUGGCGGGCGCGCCUGGCGCCCGGGAGCCCGAGCCCGAGCCCGAGCCCACGGUGGGCGCCGAGUGCUACCGCCACGCGCUGCAGCUGCGGGCCGGGCCGCGGGUCAAGCUGCAGCUCUGGGACACCGCAGGCCAGGAGCGCUUCAGGUGCCUCCCCAGGUCCUUUUACCGGAACGUGGUGGGUGUCCUGCUGGUCUUUGAUGUGACAAACAGGAAGUCCUUUGAACACAUCCAAGACUGGCACAAGGAGGUCAUGGCCACUCAGGGCCCGGACAAGGUGAUCUUCCUGCUGGUUGGCCACAAGAGUGACCUGCAGAGCACCCGUUGUGUCUCAGCCCAGGAGGCCAAGGAGCUGGCUGCCUCCCUGGGCAUGGCCUUCGUGGAGACCUCAGCUAAAAACAACUGCAACGUGGACCUGGCCUUUGACACCCUCGCUGAUGCUAUCCAGCAGGCCCUGCAGCAGGGGGACAUUAAGCUAGAAGAAGGCUGGGGGGGUGUCCGGCUCAUCCACAAGACCCAAAUCCCCAGGUCCCCCAGCAGGAAGCAGCACCCAGGGCCAUGCCAGUGCUGACUCUAGGAGAGAAAGGGUUAAAGCAGUCCCAGCCUCAGCCCACAUGAUGGGAUGGGAAUGUUAGUAUCUCUCUGGAGGACAAAUGACAGAAGGGCUCAUAUAAACAGUAUCUUGAUACA